CUGACACGUCGUAGCCAAUCAGAGACGGGCGCGCGGCCUGCUUAUAAGCGCCAGGACGCGGCCGGUUGGCUUUUAAACUUCUGCAGAGAAGUUUGGAGCAAUCGGGACAAGAUGACCAGAAAGCUGCAAGGCCAAACCCUGGAGGAGGGCAAAAGUAGAAAAAGGAUUCUAAAGCCAGUCGUGGAGAAGAAGCGAAGGGAUCGAAUAAAUCAAAGUCUCGCAGAGCUGAGACGUUUGCUGUUGAGUUCCACGAGCGACGCACGUCUGCAGAAUCCUAAAAUAGAGAAAGCUGAGAUUCUGGACUUGGCUGUGGAAUAUCUUAAGAACUGGACAGAUAGGAAGAACAGAAGCAAUGAUUUGACUUGUGGAAUGAGGACCCAGGCGCCUCUGGUGGGCCCCGCAGAGCCCAGUGCUCAUCCCCUCCUCAUCUCUGAGACCGCUGGCUUCCAGCAGUGUGUGGCUCAGCUCACAGGCUACAUGCAAAAGAUACCACCGGCACAGAGGGCCAGUCUGAUCGAGGGGCUGCGGCAUCACGCGGAAAGCUGGCAGCCGAAACCAGACAUCACCCACAGCAUCGCAGAGAUGCCGGACGCAGCAUCUGUGGAUUCCAAUUCCACAUCGGACAGCAGCGAAGGGUCACCCUGGUAUCUUUUCCCAUCUCAUUCUCCCUUCCAGCCCCUCUCUUGCUCCUCACCCUGCCACGACUAUCUAUCCCCUCCUUCCUCCCCCUGGUUCUCUCCCCCUUUCCCGUCCUUUGCUUGUCACUUCUCCUUCCCCCCAAACCUGUCACCUCCUUCCUCCAACACCUCCUUCUAUAGUUUCUCACCCACACUUCCUCACACCAGCUCUCUUAGCUUUCCCGUCCCACCUUUCACAUCACUAAGACCCCCUCCGAACCCGUCACACAGGGAGGAGUCAGCAGCAAGCUCGUCCUCAUGCACGUGGAGACCCUGGCUUUAAUGACUAUUUACAACUGCUAGUAGAGUCACCUAGUGGAAAUAAGCUGUAAUUGCAAGCAUAAAUGUACAGUGUAUAUAUGAUUAAUAUUGACCAUAUUUGGAUUAUUUUUGUGAAUAAAUAAAUAAUGUACACAAAUCUAAUAAACCCUCUCUUUGUACAUGUAUAUCUUGUCUUGUACAUGCACCGUGAG
This is a messenger RNA of Menidia menidia (Atlantic silverside), 1150 nucleotides long. NCBI's taxonomy places the organism in Eukaryota, Metazoa, Chordata, Actinopteri, Atheriniformes, Atherinopsidae. The record is from the annotation of a GenBank genome assembly.